This is a messenger RNA of Striga asiatica, 2248 nucleotides long. Lineage: Eukaryota; Viridiplantae; Streptophyta; Magnoliopsida; Lamiales; Orobanchaceae. The record is from the annotation of a GenBank genome assembly.
CAAAGUUCAAACCCAACACCAAUAAUAUUUACCUAUGGUUAAGGUUCAGAUUUAACAUUCAAUAAACAAGAAAAAAUUGCCAACAAAUGGAGAGAAAAUGAUGCACAAAAGAAGAACAAUGAUGAGGAAGUUGAAAAGACUGCAAAAAGCAGAAAAAAUACAAAAAAAAGUGAAACUUUUUACACACAGACACACAUUGGAGCACACACACAGUUCACCAAAGUGAAAACACACCAAAAGAAAUCAUACAUAGUGUACUGUGCACCCCAUUCACACACCCCCCCCAUGCUCACAGUGCAUGCCCCUGAAAUGUGAAAGCUCAAAAAAUUGAAAAAAGAUUUUUUUUUUUUAUCAGUGUAAAACAAUUUAGUAAUUUACCAUCCUUGGAUCCACAAAACCAAAAACACUCUGUAUUUUUAUUUUUACUUUUUCUUCCUUUUAGCAGAUAUCCCAAUGCUAAAUCUUGAGUGCUGUUACAAUAACAAGCGAGAUUCUACUCAUUUUUGUCUCCUUUAAAGCAUUCUUAAAUUAUUUUAACUGUCAAAAAAUGGGUGCGAUGUGUUCGAAGUAUUGCUGCUGUUGGUGGCAUUCUAAUCUCAAUCCUUCACCUCGUGAGCCUUGUGAAAAGGAAAACGAGGUGAAAAAUUCAUGGCCGGGCUUUAGAGAGUUUAACUGGGACGAAUUAAAAGCUGCAACAAAUGGGUUUUCUUCAGACAACAUAGUUUCAGAGCAUGGUGAGAAAGCUCCUAAUAUUGUUUACAAAGGUUUGCUUGAAGAUGAACGAUUGAUUGCUGUUAAGCGCUUUAAUAGAUCUGCUUGGCCUGAUUCUCGCCAAUUUCUUGAUGAGGCUAAGGCAGUGGGGAAUCUGAGGAGCGAGCGGUUGGCAAAUCUGAUUGGCUGUUGCUUUGAAGGAGAAGAGAGAUUGCUUGUAUCAGAAUUUAUGCCCAAUGAGACUCUGGCUAAGCAUUUAUUUCAUUGGGAAAAGCAACCCAUGAAAUGGGCAAUGAGGUUAAGGGUGGCACUAUAUUUGGCCCAAGCUCUCGAUUAUUGUACCAGUAAAGGGCGAGCAUUGUAUCACGAUCUUAAUGCAUACAGAGUCUUGUUUGAUCAGGAUGGUAAUCCGAGGCUUUCUUGCUUCGGUCUGAUGAAGAAUAGUCGAGAUGGCAAAAGUUACAGCACAAACUUAGCUUUCACUCCCCCCGAGUACUUGAGAACAGGCAGAGUGACUUCGGAAAGUGUAGUCUACAGCUUCGGGACUUUGUUGCUCGAUCUCUUAAGUGGCAAGCAUAUACCUCCGAGCCACGCGCUCGAUUUAAUCAGGGGCAAGAAUUUUCUAAUGCUCAUGGAUUCUUGCUUGGAGGGUCAUUUUUCAAACGAUGAUGGAACUGAAUUGGUUCGGUUAGCAACCCGUUGCUUGCAGUAUGAGGCUCGAGAAAGGCCCAACACCAAAUCGCUCGUCACAUCUCUCGUUUGUCUUCAGAAAGAAACCGAGGUCCCUUCUUAUGUUUUGCUCGGUGUCGAACAAGGAAAUGCUAACAGUACACAACCGAUACCUUUGACUCCCUUAGGAGAAGCUUGCUUGAGAAUGGAUCUUACUGCCAUACAUGAAAUAUUGGACAAAAAUGGAUACAAAGACGAUGAGGGAAUUGCCAAUGAGCUAUCUUUUCAACUGUGGACAAAUCAGAUGCAGGAGACUUUGAAUUCCAAGAAGCAAGGAGAUUCUGCUUUUCGAGCCAAGGAUUUUACGACAGCCAUUGAUUGCUACACGCAGUUCAUCGAUGGUGGGACAAUGGUUUCGCCAACUGCUCAUGCUCGGCGUUGCUUGUGUUAUCUAAUGAGCGACAUGCCAAACAAGGCCUUAGAGGACGCCACACAAGCGCUUGUAAUCUCUCCCGAGUGGCCAACCGUUUUUCAUCUCCUUGCGGCUUGCCACUUUGCGCUCGGAAUGGAAAGUGAUGCUCAACAAGCACUUAGAGAGGCCACUGAUUUGGAAGCCAAAAGAAACAGAAAAUGAAGGAAAAAAGAUGAAGACUCUAUGAUGUGUGUAUAGCCUUCGAUGCUCUCAUUCGUUAAUUCGAUCCUUUUAAUGUAUCUAGUCUGUUGUGUCGAAGAACACUGGAAGAUCGUUUGUUUUAAAAAAAAUGCCCGUAAUUUAAUCUGACCAAGCAUCAAUGGUCCAAAAAAUCAAAUGAAUCGGACGGACAUAAUUGACGGAAUAAUAGUAUAAAAAGCAAGAUUAUCGGACAUA